This is a messenger RNA of Drosophila eugracilis, 1969 nucleotides long. RefSeq names its product probable arginine--tRNA ligase, mitochondrial (gene ArgRS-m). Gene Ontology annotation, molecular function: arginine-tRNA ligase activity; ATP binding. Gene Ontology annotation, cellular component: mitochondrion. The transcript has 4 exons. Gene Ontology annotation, biological process: arginyl-tRNA aminoacylation; mitochondrial translation. The record is from RefSeq and is a predicted model, not a curated record. Lineage: Eukaryota; Metazoa; Arthropoda; Insecta; Diptera; Drosophilidae. Bases 183 to 1910 code for a protein of 575 amino acids.
UCACACAUUUGUUUGUUUACAUGUUUCUUACAUAUGUUCUAAGGUAUUUUUAAACGAUUUGUUGGUUUUAAUAGUUAAUCUCUUGAAUUAAAAUAUUUCUAAAACUUAUAAAUACAAGUUGUAAUGUUGAAUUGUACUGAAUAGUACACAAAAAGACAGGAGGAAUAGAUUGCCGUUUGCCAAUGAUUCGCAUUCGGCGUGCAAUUUGUGACCAGCUCCCACAGCUGAAGAAAGUGUGCAAUGCUCUGGAGGUGCCUGCCAAGAAACAGCAGCUCCAAAAUGCCAGACGACCGACUUUGGAAUGGAUUCUUCCAACUGCGGUUGCGCAACAGGAGCCAGAAUUACUAGAUGUAGUAAGGACGCAAAAAUUCAAUGAAACCUUUGUGGAGAAAGUCCAAGUAGUGCCCAGUGCCGGACGUAAUCCAGCCAAGAUCGAAUUUCAGCUGCAACCUCAGGCCUUUGUGGAACAGUUACUCCAAACCAAAGCGAAUCUUUUAAAGCCUUUUGAUUCAACUGCAGAACACAUAGUGGUAGAGUACAGCUCACCGAACAUAGCCAAACCCUUUCAUGUGGGUCACCUGCGCUCCACGAUCAUAGGUAAUGUUCUGGCAAAUCUGUACCAGCAUCUCGGAUAUCACACCACCCGCUUAAAUUACCUGGGCGAUUGGGGUACACAAUUUGGCCUACUAGCGCUGGGUGUCCAAUUGGAGAAUGUAAGCGACAAGGAGAUGCAGGCAUCGCCAAUAGAAACGCUCUACAAAUCCUAUGUGGCUGCCAAUAAGGCAGCUGAGGAAAGUCCAGAAAUCGCUCAGCGAGCAAGGGAUCUCUUCACCGCCUUAGAGGCAGGCACAGAUGAAGCUAUGGCCAAACAAUGGCAGCUGUAUAGAAAGUACACCAUAGAAGAUCUAUCCAAAGUCUACAACCGGCUGGGAGUGCACUUCGAUACCUACGAAUGGGAAUCCCAGUACUCCCAACAACAAAUUCAGAAUGUUUUGGAAAAACUACGCUCUGCUGGUCUCCUGCAACCAGAGCUAGAUGGUCGUGAGAUUGUUGUGGUAGAUGGUAGACGCAUCCCAGUGAUUAAGAGUGAUGGGUCUACGUUGUACUUGGCCAGGGAUAUAGCUGCUCUUCUUGAGAGGCUCUCCAGGUUCCAGUUCUCCCGUUUACUUUAUGUGGUCGACAAUGGCCAGGCGGAUCACUUUAAUGCUCUCUUCAAAACAGCUGCCGCUGUAGAAGAUCACUUAAGUCUUGAUCAGUUGCAACAUGUAAAAUUCGGUCGCAUUCAUGGCAUGAGCACUCGGCAAGGAAAAGCCAUAUUUCUAAAGGAUGUCCUCGAUGAGGCACGGGAAAUAAUGCGAGAGAAACGGAAUUUGAGUGCAAUAAUUCUAGCAACCAGAGAAAACCAUUCCCUAAAUGAUGAAAGUGUGUGUGAUAUCCUGGGUGUCUCAGCAGUCCUAGUCAAUGUCCUCAAGCAACGUCGGCAACGAGAUCACGAGUUCAGCUGGCAGCAGGCGCUCCAAGUAAAUGGCGAUACGGGAAUCAAGCUCCAAUACACACACUGCCGCCUGCACAGCUUGCUGGAUAACUUCAAGGAACUGGAUCCGGACAACAUCAAGCCCAACUGGCAGCAUUUCGCCCAGGAGCCAGCGGAUGCCUUGGAUCUACUCUACGAGCUAGCACGCUUUGAUCAAAGCAUUUGGCAUUCAAAGGAGCAACUGGAGCCCUGUGUGCUAGUAAACUAUCUCUUCGGACUAUGCAACGCCACUAGUCGAGCCUUGAAACGAUUACCUGUUAAGAAAGAGAGUUGCCGGCAAAAGCAAUCCCAGCGCUUGCUCCUCUUCCACGCUGCCAAGAAAACACUGCAGCAGGGAAUGCAGCUCCUGGGCCUUCGACCACUCGAUCAAAUGUAGACCAAAAACAUCCAUUAACAUAUUUGUUAUUUAUUAAAACAUUUCGAUAAAAAAUGCAG